This is a messenger RNA of Pungitius pungitius (ninespine stickleback), 1485 nucleotides long. Its product is annotated as syndecan-2-like. The record is from RefSeq and is a predicted model, not a curated record. Lineage: Eukaryota; Metazoa; Chordata; Actinopteri; Perciformes; Gasterosteidae. The transcript has 5 exons. Gene Ontology annotation, biological process: cell migration. Gene Ontology annotation, cellular component: cell surface; membrane. The coding region runs from base 152 to 1003 and encodes 283 amino acids.
CUCCAGUCCAAACAACUUUUCCAGAGAAUCUCCAGCACAGCGCGUUCAGCCCAAAAGUGGAGAUUCUGAGUUUGCCUUUCUCCGUAUACGAUAUAUCUCACUUUACAUAUUCAACUAUAGUUAACAACUUCCGUCUUUUUGGUAAAUUAAGAUGAGGAAUCUGCGGUUGUUAGUCCUCUUCGGUCUGGCCAGCGGUUUUAUCAGUGAAAAUGUCUCCUCGCCGACAACCAUCUCCACCACAGAUGAUCUGUACUUAGAGGGCCUGACUUCAGGGGAGCUCUCAAUAGAUGAUGAAGAUGGGGAAGACGAUGACGGCUCUGGAUCUGGAGACUACAGUGAUAAGGAGGAGAAACUCUUCAACGUCUCUCAGACCACAGUCUCCAAAGAACUGGUUCCAAGUCAACCACAGCCAUCAUCAGCUUCUCCUCUCAGCCCAUCAACCAAAGCAACAGUCAGCCAGAACCCAUCCACCAAAGCAACAGUCAGCCAGAACCCAUCCACCAAAGCAACAGUCAGUCAGAACCCAUCCAUCAAAGUUGUCGGUCCAACAGCGGAUUGGUUCACACAGAGUACCAGCCCGAGCUCCACCGCCAUUCCUCCCACUACUCCGACCAAAUUCGGCAGAGACAUCGCUGUAGUCGACCAUGACGACAAGGACAACAGUCUGGAUAGGUGGGUUGUCUCUCCUACCAAAAAACAUGGAGAUGAAACCCACAUCAAACUCGUCGAAAAUGAGAUCCGGGCUGAAAAUGGCCGACAAGGCAGAAUGUGGGAUGAGGUGGAAACUCCUGAGGAGGUGACCUCUGAGAACAUGUGGGAGAGGAUGGAAGUGCUGGCAGCCGUGAUAGCUUGCGCAGUGGUUGGAUUCAUCUGUGCCGUUUCCCUCCUCCUCCUCCUCGCCUACCGUAUGAAGAAGAAGGACGAAGGUAGCUACGAGCUGGGAGACACCAAAAUUUCCACAACAGCCUAUCAAAAAGCACCCACCAAAGAGUUCUACGCCUGAAGUGACCAAUAGGAACAUUACGCAGAGUCUUUCUCCUCUCAAUCGCGACUGAGAAGGAUUUAUAAACAACUGGAAAGGAAUCCUGUGGAUGAAUUUUGAAGUCAGGCACCUCUGUUCUUCUUCAAUGCUCCCACCAUUUAAAAUGUUCACGUCUUGCUUUAUGAUUGGUGUUUGUGGGGGAAGAAAGGUCAUGCAUAAAAAUCAAUAAGUACACAGCUUUCAUUUCAACAAAGGAAUCUGUUCAGAGUGGAUGAUGAGCAGCGUUACUUCUCUGUGCUGAACUACACUCUGUAGGACUUGGUUCUGCUUUACGGACAAAUCGAUUGUCCCAUUCAACAGCUACAGUCUGAACUGUCCCAGCUGUGCGUAACAACGAUGAAGUUCAAAGAAACGUGUGUGUGUGUGUAUAUAUAUAUCUGUAACACUCAUUGCUUUUGCAAUGCUUUUAUUUGGAACGAUACCACACAUGGGGUUAAUAUUAA